Penicillium atrosanguineum is the source of this 1161-nucleotide messenger RNA. Its product is annotated as Cation/H+ exchanger. Lineage: Eukaryota; Fungi; Ascomycota; Eurotiomycetes; Eurotiales; Aspergillaceae. Gene Ontology annotation, molecular function: glycosyltransferase activity. The transcript is spliced from 3 exons. The record is from RefSeq and is a predicted model, not a curated record. The coding region runs from base 1 to 1161 and encodes 386 amino acids.
AUGGCUCUGCCGACGAUCAAGAGCAAGGCAUUCCCUUACCGGAGGGGCUCCAAUGCCUCUGAAAAUGACUUCUUCGACAUUCCCGACGAGCCCGUCGUGGCCAUGGUCAAGCGCCAGUUUCGGCGUGUCCGCACCUGGGUGAUCCUCGCACUGUUCAUCAUGUUUAUGAUGUGGCGUCGUCGUGCAAAGCCGCCGCCGUCUCUACUCCCACAUAUUCAUUACGAUGAGGUCGACUGGUCACGAUAUGCCUAUACUACGUACGCCACCUCCGAGACAUACUUGUGCAAUGCUGUGAUGGUCUUCGAGGCACUGCAGCGAUUUGGAUCUCAGGCGGAACGCGUGCUGUUCUACCCGCAGGAUUGGGAUCUGGUAGUGGAAAAUGAAUUCGAUCGCAUUAGCCAGCUACUCCUCAUGGCAAAGGACGAUUACAAUGUGCUGCUGCACCCCGUGUUUAUCGAGGGGAUUAAGACUGGGGGAGAAGAAGCCUCACAGGCCUCUUGGGACACGAGCACCGCCAAGUUGUCUGCCUUUGGUGCCGUUGAGUAUGAACGCGUCAUCCACCUCGACUCGGAUAUCACCCUCCUGCAGCACAUGGACGAGCUGUUCUUCCUUCCUCCCACCAUGAUCGCUAUGCCCCGCGCAUACUGGUUAUUGCCACACACAAAGACUCUCUCGUCACUAUUGGCCGUCAUCCAACCGUCCUACCGCGAAUACACUGCUCUGACCGAUUACCUCAAACCGGUCCAGGCUGGCCAAAUCGAAGUAAACUUGACCGAUACUCGGUAUGACAUGGAAUUAUUGAAUGACCGGUAUGGUGACAACGCAAUGGUGCUUCCCCACCGCCCGUAUGGUCUCAUUUCUGGGGAAUUUCGCACCAAGAAUCAUAGGACAUACCUCGGCAAUGACCACGAGGCCUGGAAUCCCGAUCUGGCUCUGGCCGAGGCGAAAUUUGUGCACUUUUCCGACUGGCCGCUGCCCAAACCAUGGGUCAUGUGGCCACAGGAGAUCCUGGCAAAGGUACAGCCCGCCUGUGACAAAGAUCCAGGGACGCCAAAUGAGAGCGGGUGUCGUGACCGAGAGUUGUGGAGGAAGCUCUACGAUGAUUUUCGGCGGCAAAGAAAGGAGAUUUGCAAGCUGUUGAGUUAUCCGGCCCCCGUUUAA